Macroventuria anomochaeta is the source of this 696-nucleotide messenger RNA. RefSeq lists its product as uncharacterized. Lineage: Eukaryota; Fungi; Ascomycota; Dothideomycetes; Pleosporales; Didymellaceae. Bases 1 to 696 code for a protein of 231 amino acids. The record is from RefSeq and is a predicted model, not a curated record. The transcript has a single exon.
AUGCUCUGCAAGACCACCAUUCUUUUGGCCGGUGCCUUCGCACUUGGUGCCCUCGCCGCACCCAUUCCCGACUGCCCUGACAGCCAGACCGGGAACAACUACACCGCUCCUGGAAGCAACGACAAGGUCACUACUGGUUCUGUAACCGCAGACCAGCUUAUCCAAAUCGCUCCGGAGACUGCGUCCUGCUCUGGCGCUCCUUUCCCAGAGGAGUGCGCAGAUGCCACCGUUGCGGCUACUGCCCUCAACAAGUCCUUCGACACAUACGCCAUCAAGACUGCUGGAGAGAAGGCGGCGCUCAUCGCCUACACAUUGUUCGAGUCCGGCAACUACAAGUACAGCAAGAACCACUUCCCCGGUCGUCCAGGACAGGGAACUCGCAUGAUGGCCUUCCCUUCGUUCAUCGCGAAGUACGCCGAUGCUGUUGUCGGCGCCGACGCUGUUGCUACAGCAAACGCUACUGGAGGUGACGCCGGAUUGAACGCUGUUCUCGCUCUUGUCAACAGCGAUGAUGAGACGAGCUUUGGCAGCGCAGCCUGGUUCUACAGCACUCAAUGCACCGCGGAUGUCAAGGCUGGUGUCGCUGCUGAGACUGUUGACGGCUGGCAUAACUUCUUGACAGCGUGUGUUGGAACCGAACUGGAUGCGACUCGCGACACUCCGUGGGGUGCUGCUAAAGCUGUCAUUCUUGCUUAG